CAGUUCAAUCACCAAUCAUCAUGUUGCCCUAAUCGGUAUCUGGCCUUAUAUCGAACCUUGCUCUUGUUCCUGCACAACCGCAAACCAGUCAUGUCGCAGUCGAUAUUGUCGGCCUCGGCGAAAGGGGCCACCUUUCUCAUUCUCCUGCAGGUUGCCUCGAGGGCCCUUACAUUUGCCGUCAAUCAAGUCUUGCUCAGAUUUCUGUCUCCAGAGCUUCUUGGAGUCUCGGCUCAGCUGGAGCUCUUCUCGAUCUCUGUGCUAUAUUUCGCACGAGAAAGUCUUCGUGUUGCUCUCCAGCGUCAGGCGCAUGGAACACAAGCUGUCGUCAAUCUUGCCUAUCUUGCAGUCAUCACUGGGCUGCCCCUGACAUACAUCCUUGCACACUUCUGGCUUCGAUCGGACACGCCCAACGUAGCUCACUUCGCAGAGGCUUUGAGCUUGUACUGCAUCGCAACCGUUAUCGAGCUUCUGACUGAACCAGCGUUUUCAGCCGUACAGCAAAAGUUACUUUACAAAGUUCGCGCUUCUGCCGAAAGUACCGCUACUCUUCUGCGAUGCUUUGGGACUUGCGGAUCUGCGAUUUUAGCAAGCCGCCUCGGCGUCGACAUUGGGGUUUUGCCGUUCGCCAUUGGACAGCUGGCUUAUGCUUUGGGACUAUUGGUUGUGUAUCUCUACAACAUGUGGCCAAUUGCACGCAAUGAACAAUUUACGCUUCUCCCGAGCCAGCUCGCAUCUACAACGGAGACCUCUACCGUCUUCAGAUACUUCUCGACACCUCUCCUCCGGCUCACAGGGUCUUUGACCUUACAGUCAGCUCUGAAGUAUAUCCUGACACAGGGCGAUUCACUUCUGAUCACAAAGUAUACUUCCCUUGCCGACCAGGGCGCCUAUGCUCUUGCGUCAAACUAUGGAGGUCUGAUCGCUCGAAUGCUAUUCCAGCCCAUUGAAGAGAGUAGCCGCAAUAUGUUCGCAAAGCUGUGUGCGAGCUCUGAAUCAGCGUCAGACGCGACAAAGACCGAUAACGGUCCGCGGGAGCAGGAGCAGAGGCGUAACCUAUCCCAAGCAGCAAAGGUCUUGACCGUCAUCCUGCGCCUAUACGCGAUCGUAUCAUUGUUUGCCGUUACUCUAGGUCCCACGCUCGCACCGCUUCUUUUGUCAGUUGUUGCAGGUAAGAAAUGGUCUGCAACCAACGCGUCGAACGUUCUCGCUACGUACUGUUACUACAUACCCUUCCUUGCCAUCAAUGGAGUCACAGAAGGGUUCGUGGCUGCUGUUGCAACCAACAAACAACUUUAUGUGCAGUCAAUCUCCAUGGGCUUCUUCUUCGCGGCAUUUGCUGGCAGCGCCUGGUUCUUCCUUGGACAAUUACAGCUCGGUGGCAGUGGAGUGGUGCUUGCAAACACAGUCAACAUGGCACUGCGCAUCGUUUGGAAUACGUGGUUCACCACGAGGUUCUUCAACCAAAAAGGAACGCCUUUUGAGUUGUCAGCCAUCUUACCAUCAAUGACAUCGCUCGCGCCAGCAGUCGUCAUUCCUACGUUGAUGAAGAUGAGACCUGGCUUCAGAUAUCUUGCAAAAUUUGGUGUACUUGGGGAGUUGGUCAGUAUGGGCGCCGUGGCUGGUCUUUAUGCUCUGCACGUUCUCUUCUUCGAGCGCCAAUUCCUUCUCGAAUGUUAUCGCAUGCUAAAGCCUGCACGAUCUGCUCAGCCAACCAAGGCGCAGUAGGAGGUAGUCAGUUUCUGAGACAACGACUUAUUCUUAGUAAAUUGUCUAGCAAGACAGGGCUACAGCAAUGGCGCUGUUGCCUCAUAUCCAGCGGUAGAACAACAAUCAUGUAGCAUUUGUACACCCCGCAGCGACCUGACCCCAGUCUCGCGUAGCUCGCCGCGACUAGCGUCAGAGUUUUCCACCUGCAGGCACAGAAGUCAAACCAAACGUCAUCGCAGACACACUUCCUCAGCAUCAAAUAUUGGCGCAUCACCAGACACACUUCAAGGCCAUCUUUUAGGUAAAAAGGGGGGUAACAGAAACUGUUCGGAAACGCAAGUACUCAAGUCGAGAUCUCUUCGGAGUCAUAGCGCAGUCUCUAUUCUUGUUUCGAUAUUUCUCGGGG
Boeremia exigua is the source of this 2113-nucleotide messenger RNA. Its product is annotated as oligosaccharide translocation protein RFT1. The record is from RefSeq and is a predicted model, not a curated record. Gene Ontology annotation, biological process: dolichol-linked oligosaccharide biosynthetic process; glycolipid translocation. Gene Ontology annotation, cellular component: endoplasmic reticulum membrane. Bases 91 to 1725 code for a protein of 544 amino acids. NCBI's taxonomy places the organism in Eukaryota, Fungi, Ascomycota, Dothideomycetes, Pleosporales, Didymellaceae. The transcript has a single exon.